This is a messenger RNA of Echinops telfairi (small Madagascar hedgehog), 1126 nucleotides long. RefSeq names its product Ts translation elongation factor, mitochondrial (gene TSFM). Gene Ontology annotation, biological process: mitochondrial translational elongation. The coding region runs from base 1 to 978 and encodes 325 amino acids. Gene Ontology annotation, molecular function: protein binding; translation elongation factor activity. Gene Ontology annotation, cellular component: mitochondrial matrix. The record is from RefSeq and is a predicted model, not a curated record. NCBI's taxonomy places the organism in Eukaryota, Metazoa, Chordata, Mammalia, Afrosoricida, Tenrecidae. The transcript is spliced from 6 exons.
AUGUUGCUCCUACGGUCGCUGCGCCUCUUCCAGGUGGCGCGCCCCGGAAGCCGCCGGGCGGGGCCCGGUCUGCGAGAGCCGCCGCCGUCAUGGCCCUGGUUUCACAGCGGGCCCACGCCGGCCGCCUCGCCGCCCAGCAAGGAGCUGCUCGUGAAGCUGCGGCGGAAAACGGGCUACUCCUUUGUGAACUGCAAGAAAGCUCUGGACACGUGUGGUGGGGAUCUCAAAGAGGCAGAAAGUUGGCUCCACCAGGAGGCCCAGAAGGAGGGCUGGAGCAAAGCUAUCAAGCUCCAUGGGAGGAAGACCAAGGAAGGCUUGAUUGGGCUGCUGCAGGAAGGCAACACAGCUGUGUUAGUGGAGGUAAACUGUGAGACAGAUUUUGUUUCCAGAAAUUCAAAAUUUCAACAGUUGGUCCAGCAAGUAGCUGUUGGAACCUUGCUGCAUUGUCAGAGCCUUAAGGAGCAACUCCCCACAUACAGUAAAGGCUUUCUGAAUUCCUCUGAGCUCUCUGAACUUCGAGCUGGGCCUGACAGAGAAGGCUCGCUCAAGGAUCAGUUGGCCCUAGCAAUUGGUAACCUGGGAGAGAACAUGACUCUUAAACGCGCUGCGUGGGUGAAGGUGCCCUCUGGGUUCUAUGUUGGCUCUUACAUCCACGGAGCAUCGCACAGCCCCUCGCUCCACAACCUGGUGUUUGGGAAGUAUGGGGCCCUGGUCGUCUGUGAGACAUCUGAGCGGAAAGCGAACCUCGAAGACCUUGGUCGCCGCCUCGGGCAGCAUGUAGUGGGCAUGGCCCCACUCUCUGUUGGCUCCCUGGACGAUGAGCCUGGGGGAGAAGCAGAGACCAAGAUGCUCUCCCAACCCUAUUUGCUGGAUCCCUCUAUCACGCUGGGACAGUAUGUGCAGCCCCAGGGGGUGUCUGUCGUGGACUUUGUGCGGUUUGAGUGUGGUGAAGGGGAAGAGGCAGUCGAGGCUGAGUAGGUCCCAAAGACUCAGGGCCCGGGAGGAAGUGGGUGUUGGUAACUGUGGACAUCAAGGCAAAAGGAAGCUGAUUCCUAAGCCUCUUCAAACCCAGGAUUCAUUUUUUAGUUUAUAAAAUAAUGUUAAAUAAAAUUGCUUAUAGAACAAA